Lathyrus sativus (Indian pea) is the source of this 840-nucleotide messenger RNA. NCBI's taxonomy places the organism in Eukaryota, Viridiplantae, Streptophyta, Magnoliopsida, Fabales, Fabaceae. The record is from the annotation of a GenBank genome assembly.
AUGACGCGAGCUUAUACUAUGAAGGGGAAGAAGCGAAAGAACAAGGAAGUGUCAACGAAGUACCACCGUGAAGAAGAUGAAGAAGAGCAAAUUCAACCUAAGAAACCGGCGAUUCAGAUAGAAAAACCAACGCCGGUAGUUUCUAGAACAGAGGAAAAUAGUGAACUUGUAGGUAUUCCAAUUGCUCCUUCGAUUGAUAAAAACAGUGAGGAACCAGGUGUUGUUUUCGUUCUCGAAAAAGCUUCUUUGGAAGUCGCUAAAGUUGGAAAGACUUAUCAGCUUUUGAACUCGGAUGAUCAUGCUAAUUUCCUUCGCAAACAUAAAAAGAAUCCUGGUGAUUACAGGCCUGACAUUUGUCAUCAGGCACUUCUAUCAAUUUUAGAUAGCCCACUAAAUAAAGCUGGGAGGUUGAAAGCGGUAUACAUAAGGACUGAAAAGGGUGUUCUUAUAGAGGUUAAGAACUAUGUUCGUAUUCCAAGAACAUUCAAACGGUUCGCUGGUGUCAUGUUGGAACUGCUUCAAAAAUUGAGUAUAUCUGCUGCUGGCAAGCGUGAAAAACUUCUCCGCACGAUCAAAAACCCCGUUACCGAGCAUUUGCCUCCCAACUCGCGAAAAGCAGGUUUAUCUUUUAGUUCAGACAAGUUGGUAAACAUGAAGGACUAUUUGUCAACAAUUCCAAGCGAUCAAGACCUCGUCUUUGUGGUAGGAGCAAUGGCACAUGGGAAAGUUGAGACAGAUUACACAGAUGAUUAUAUAGCUGUUUCUGGUUACCCUUUAAGUGCUGCUUAUUGUAUUUCAAGGAUUUGUAAUGCCAUUGAAGCAAAGUGGAAGAUAGUGUAA